Messenger RNA from Seriola dumerili (greater amberjack), 759 nucleotides. RefSeq lists its product as uncharacterized. Bases 44 to 733 code for a protein of 229 amino acids. The transcript is spliced from 7 exons. Gene Ontology annotation, cellular component: membrane. Lineage: Eukaryota; Metazoa; Chordata; Actinopteri; Carangiformes; Carangidae. The record is from RefSeq and is a predicted model, not a curated record.
AGACUGUCGGAGUAACUGGAGUCUGUGAUAACCGGUGUGAGAGAUGUCUGUCACUGUCGUCAAAGACAAGGGAGUGACUGUGGUCACUGUGGCGUCUGACAGUGAGAGCCUGUUUCCCCCCCUGUGCCAAAUCCUGAAGCAUCUUUGCUACAGUCCAACGUGCUGCUCCGAGUACAAAGGGCUGAUGCGGACCGAUGUAACUGCAGCUCUUGGGACGAUACAGAUCAUGGUGGGCCUGUUCCACAUCGGACUGGAACCAGGACGAACGCCCACACAUCCUGAAGAUUUGACUGAUAUGGGAGCUGCUUACUGGCUGGGUGCUGUGUACAUUGCAGUUGGGAUCAUGUCUGUUCUUGCCGGCCAGUGCCCCUCUCUGUGCUUGGUGGGCUUCGCUGUGUUCUUGAACAUAGUUGGAUCUGUCAUAGCCAUUAUUGGCAUUGUGCUGUAUGCUAUAGACCUGGGAGAAGCCUCUGUCAUCUGGAUGUGUGAUGACACAUGGAAUAGCCACUCUCCAGACAAGUGCAGAUAUGUGGCUUCCUUUGCCCAGAAGUUGUUGACAGGUAUGGACAUUACUUUGAUCGUCCUGGCUGCUCUCCAGAUGUGCGUCUGCAUUAGCUUUACUAUUCUGGGCGUCAAGGCUUUAGUCAACAGGAAGAAGGAAGAGGGUGGCAGAGAUGUUGACAUUUACCAGCCAAUGCUGAAGGAAGUCCUCAUGACCAGUCCUGGUGCUUAAUCUAGACAGAUGGAUGCAUGAGUAUG